GAGGAGCAGCGCUGUUUGUGAGGAGCAGGGCUGGAGCUGUAAGGAAGCUGCGGGUGGGCUAUCGUGACUGAAAGCUCCUCUGCGCUGAGUGCCAGUUAAAUGGCAUAUGGACCGCGUACUUCGCCUAAUUAAUUCAUUUAUUCAUGCACACUGAGGGAGAUUUAAUAGAGACAGAGUUUAACAGCAACAACGAUGUGGAUGUUACAGGCUGCCACCAUUCUGACUCUGGGUUUGGGAGUCCUGGCUCAGUAUUUUCCUGACCACAGUGAUAAAUGUACAGAGGGGAGCUGUUACCCAGCCACUGGGGACCUGCUGAUCGGCAGAGCUCACAAGCUCACAGCCUCAUCCACCUGCGGCCUAAAUGGACCAGAGACCUACUGCAUCGCUGGAAAGUGUUUUGUGUGUGACUCUCGAGAGAAGUACAAUGAGUACACAUACCCCAACAGCCACACCAUCGACAACGUGGUCACAACCUUCACUCCCAACAGGCUCAAGACAUGGUGGCAGUCCCAGAACGGAGAGGAGAACGUGACCAUUCAGCUGGACUUGGAGGCUGAAUUCCACUUCACACAUAUCAUCAUGACCUUUAAGACAUUUCGUCCUGCAGCAAUGGUGAUCGAGCGGUCAGCAGAUCAUGGCCAGAGCUGGAAGGUGUACCGUUAUUUUGCAUCCGAUUGCUCCGCAUCCUUUCCAUACAUCUCCCAGGGUCCAGUCAUCAAUGUUGAUGAUGUCAUCUGCGAUUCACGCUACUCUGACAUGGAGCCUUCAACAGAAGGAGAAGUCAUUUUCAGAGCUCUUGACCCUGUGUUUAAGAUUCCUGACCCCUAUAGCCAGCAAAUACAGAAUCUGCUGAGAAUAACAAACCUCCGUGUGAGCAUGCUACAGUUACACACCCUCGGUGAUAACCUGCUGGAUGGCCGUGAGGAUGUCAAACAGAAGUAUUACUAUGCCAUCUACGACAUGGUCGUCCGUGGCAGCUGCUUCUGUUAUGGCCAUGCCUCCGAGUGUGCACCAGUCAGAGGAAUCGAGACAAGUGAGGAAGGGAUGGUUCACGGCCUCUGUCUGUGCAAGCAUCACACUACUGGACUGAACUGUGAGGAGUGUCAGGAGUUGUAUCAAGAUGUGCCCUGGAGACCGGCAGAAGGCCGAAACACCAACGCGUGCAAGAGAUGUGAGUGUAACCAUCACUCUGACAAAUGUCACUUUGACAUGGCCGUCUAUCUGUCGUCUGGGAACAUGAGUGGAGGAGUGUGUGAUAACUGUCAACACAACACACAGGGCCAGCACUGUGAGAGCUGUAAGCCUUUCUUUUACCAGCACCCCAACAGACAUCUCCGAGACCCUCACAUCUGUGAACCAUGUGACUGUGACCCACGCGGCUCUUUAAACGGCGGUGUGUGUGACAGUGUGACGGACGUUCUGAGGGGUAUGGUUGCUGGACAGUGUCGCUGUAAGCCCAAUGUGGAGGGAGAGCGCUGUGAUUACUGCAAGCAGGCACACUAUGGACUCAGCGAAGACCCACAGGGCUGUCUGUCAUGCAGCUGUAACCCUCUGGGCACACUCCCUGGAGGAAACCAGUGUGACGCAGCCACUGGAGACUGCUACUGCAAACGUCUCGUCGCCGGCCGAUACUGCAACCAGUGUGCUCCUCAGCACUGGGGUCUCAGCAAUGAUAUGGAUGGCUGCCGACCAUGUGACUGUGAUCUGGGCGGGGCUUUGAACAACAAUUGUUCUCCAGUGACAGGGCAGUGUGUGUGUAGAGAGCACAUGUUUGGCAGGCGCUGUGACCAGGUGGAGUCUGGCUAUUAUUUUGCUGCCCUGGAUCACUACAUCUACGAGGCUGAGGAUGCAGCAUUCAAACCGGAGGUGAAGGUUGUCCCUAGGCCGCUGCCUGUUGAUCGUCAGCCUACCUGGACUGGCACUGGCUUUGCAAACGUGCCUGAAGGAGAAAAAAUCAGUUUCACCAUUGACAAUGUGCCGCAGUCAAUGGAAUACACCCUGCUGAUCCGCUACGAACCACAGUUGCCAGAUGUGUGGGAGCAGGUGAUGGUGGAUGUAGUGCGCACUGGCUUCCCCUCACCAUCUGCACACUGUUCACCUCCUUAUGCUGACCAGCAGAGUGUUUCACUGCCCCCAGGAUACAGGUAUGUGGUUCUGUCCAGACCACUGUGUUUAGAAAAAGGACAGAACUACACAGUGGAAAUGUUACUGGCCCUUUAUUCAUCAAGUGAUCUUCAUCAUCAUCCACACAUGUUCAUCGACUCUAUCGUGCUGCUGCCAGUGGUGAGGGAUUUGGAGUUGUUCUCAGGGUCAGCUGACCGACAGGCAGCAUGGGAGAUGUUUCAAAAGUACCGCUGUCUAGAGCGAAGCCAGAGUGUCCAGAAAACCCCUAUGACUGACAUCUGCAAAGAAUACAUCUUCAGUGCAUCUGCCCUGCUGCACCAGGGGGCAAUGGAGUGUCAGUGUGAUCUGAGGGGCUCGCUGAGUUUGGUAUGUGACUCCAUCGGUGGGCAGUGUCCAUGUCGGCCAAAUGUGAUGGGAAAGAAGUGUGACACCUGUGCUCCCGGCACCUUCCAGCUCGGACCCUCCGGCUGCAGAUCAUGUGAGUGUGACUCGUUGGGCUCGCAGAAUGCCUUCUGCCACGCCACCACAGGCCAGUGUACAUGUCUACCAGGUGUUUAUGGCCCUAACUGUGCCCACUGUCUGCCAAACCACUGGGGCUUCCCUCACUGCCAGCCGUGCUUCUGCAACGGCCACAGCCAACACUGCCACCCGCAUACAGGACAGUGCCUGGAGUGUACAGACCACACCACUGGACCCCACUGCGAGAGGUGUGAGAAUGGUUACCAUGGCAACGCACUGCUAGGCAGCGGGGAGCGCUGUCGGCCCUGUAUGUGCCCUGAUGGCCCAGGGAGUGGCAGACAGUUUGCUGACACCUGCUACCAUAAACCCAACUCACUCCAGCUCGUCUGUGUUUGCAGUCCAGGAUAUAAAGGACCCAGGUGUGAGGAAUGCGCUCCUGGUUUCUAUGGCAACCCGGAGGUGGUGGGUGGACGGUGCCACCCUUGUCAGUGUAACGGAAACAUAGACAUGCAUGACCCGGGGUCCUGCGACUCCCGCACGGGCGUCUGCCUCAAAUGCCUGUUUCACACUGAGGGCCACAGGUGCCAGCACUGCAGCCCUGGUUACCAUGGAGAUGCCAGCACUCAGAGCUGCCAGAAGUGUAUGUGCCUGCCAUUGGGCACUGCUGCUCACAGCUGUGUGGAUGGUGAGUGUGAGUGUGAUCGUGUGAGUGGUCAGUGCGCCUGUCUGCCCGGAGUGGAGGGACUCCACUGUGAUCACUGCGCCCCCAAUACCUGGAACAUUAACAGUGGAGAUGGCUGCCAGCCAUGCCAGUGCCACCCCACACACUCCUACAGCCUCUCCUGUGAUCUGCUGUCGGGUCAAUGCUCCUGUAAGCCUGGUUUUGGUGGCAGGACAUGUGAGGAGUGUAGAGAACUGUUCUGGGGUGAUCCAGAAGUCAAAUGCUAUGCGUGUGACUGUGACCCACAAGGCAUUGCUACUCCACAGUGUAACAAGAUGACAGGCAGGUGUGUGUGUGUGGAGGGUGUGACUGGCCAGCGCUGUGACUCUUGUGGGCGGGGCUAUGUAGGAACAUUUCCGGACUGCCAGCGAUGUCAUCAGUGCUUCAGCGAUUGGGAUGUAACAGUGGGAGAGUUAACCAAUCAGACUCAGAGGCUGGCGGACACCGUGGACGACCUCAAAGUGUCCGGCGUGACAGUGGCCUAUCAGGACACAAUAUCCAGUCUAGAAGGUGGAGCCAAGCAGCUCACUCAGAUAAUAGAGGACAACAAAGCUCAACAAACCCUCACACACUCUCAGAACCUACUGCAGCAAGCCAAUGAGAUGAAGUUGGCUCUGGAGCACUCUCUGAACCGUUCAGAGGCAACUGUGAAUCAGGUUUCUGCAGAACAUGCCAAAGCUGUGGAUGAGCUUAACACAUUAACUCAAGAGGCUCAGAGACUGCAAGACAGCACAGAGGAGAAACAGCAGCAGGUGCUGCACAUCAAACACUCUGACCUCCGCGGUGCAGCAGACAGCAUUAGAGAAUAUUAUCAGCAGUCAGUGGAUGCGGAGAGUCGAGCCACUCAGGCCACCACUGACCCCCUCAGCCCAGUGGAGCAAUCCACAGGCCUACGGCAAGCCGCAGAGACCACACUAAAUGCCAUACAGGCAGAGUUUGAGCUGAAGCAGCGGCUGCAGGGUGAGAGACUGGACAAGCUGAACAAGGAACUGGAGCAGGAUGACCUGUCAAAACACAGCUAUCAGGUGUGUGGUGGGGUGUCUGGCCCAGAUAGCUGUGGAGACUGUGGAGGUUUGGGGUGUGUAGGUGAAGACGGAGUGCCUCAGUGCGGUGGUGAGAACUGUCAGGGUUUGAUCACGAAGAGCAGUGAAAUGUGGAGCAAAGCUAAAGACCUGGACCAGGACAUCCUGAACUCACUGAAGGAAGUGGAAAAGCUCCACAGGAUGGUGUCUGAUGCUCGUGGCCGUGCAGAUGAGGCUAAACACAGCGCUCAUGAUGUCCUACUAAAGGCCAAUCAGAGCAAAGCUAGAGUUGAGCAGACCAAUCAAGAGCUACGAGAGCUAAUUCAGGAAAUACGAGACUUUCUUACAAAUGGAACAAAUCUGGAGCGUAUUGAGGCUCUGGCUGAUGAGGUGUUGAAGCUGAGGAUGCCCGUGGAGGCCCAUGAGCUAAAGAAUAUAACCAUGGAGAUUCGGCAGCAUGUGGCAAAUCUGACCAGUGUGGACAACAUUCUUGCUGAAAGUGCUGACCAAGCCCGAAUAGCCGAGAGGUUGCUGCAACAGGCACGCACCAUCAGUGAAAAGGCCUCCGAGCUGAAGGAAGAGGCUGAUGGGGUGAAGACUGCAUUAAGUGAAUCUGAGCAUGCUCAGACUGCAGCCAAUGACAGCCUGAAAGCAGCCAAGAGUGACCUCGACAACACACAACAGCAAUUGGCCUCUGUGGAGUCAGAGACGGCUGCAUCAGAGUUUAAGUUAAGUAAUGGCACUCAGCGUUUGCUUGAUCUGGAGAAGGGUGUCCGUGUGGUCAGAGAGAAAACUCUGGAAACCUCCAACAUUGCAGAUGUUACUAAGAGACAAACUGACUACAUCUCUGAAGACACCGCGCAAACCAAACGGGCGUUAGAGUUGGAAGUGGAACCUAACUUCAAGUUAGUGAGCGGACUGAUAGAGCAGAAGGCAGUGGGUGUAUCCAUGGCACGUGAGAGGGCAAUGCAACUACAGCAGGAGGCAAAGGACCUUCUGGAAGAUGCUACAAGCAAAUUACAGAAACUAAGAGAGCUGGAGAGAGAUUUCUCGGUAAACCAGCGGACUCUGGCAGAGCGCGCGGAGGAGCUGAAGCGCUUGGAGAAGGCGGCCGAAGACAUCCUGCUUGAACUUAGCCAGAAAGUUACAGGCUACAGCACCUGCCUGUAGCUGCACCAUGACAAGCCACUUUCUGCUCAAUUUAACCAAGAUUCUGGGAGUAAGCCUUCUGUGCUGGGGGACAGAAAGCACAUUAGUAAUAGUUUCCACACUUCUGUCUUCUGUCAAGCAAAUGUUUCCCAGUUCUGGUCUCAAGUCCAGCUGCAGUGAACAUUGUAGCAUUUUCCCAGUUCUAUCACUCCAGACUCAACUCAUCAGCUUAUUACCAAGCACUUCAUUAGUUUAAAGGGGAGUUCCACCGAUUUUUCAGAAUGUCUGCAUAAUUCAGUGAUUGAGAUAUAAAUAAAGUCAUUCAGACUGUUUUGAUGUGAAAUAGUUAAUUUGUAGAGAAACUUACCCUCUCAGAUCUCUUUACAGUGGUGGUGAUAGGAACCAGGUGUCCCAAUGUCUUCAACACAAAUA
This is a messenger RNA of Colossoma macropomum (tambaqui), 5907 nucleotides long. RefSeq names its product laminin, beta 1b (gene lamb1b). The transcript has 33 exons. Gene Ontology annotation, biological process: cell migration; basement membrane assembly; substrate adhesion-dependent cell spreading. Gene Ontology annotation, molecular function: extracellular matrix structural constituent; integrin binding. Lineage: Eukaryota; Metazoa; Chordata; Actinopteri; Characiformes; Serrasalmidae. The coding region runs from base 193 to 5496 and encodes 1767 amino acids. Gene Ontology annotation, cellular component: laminin trimer. The record is from RefSeq and is a predicted model, not a curated record.